Messenger RNA from Beta vulgaris subsp. vulgaris (sugar beet), 1671 nucleotides. RefSeq names its product serine carboxypeptidase-like 25. Gene Ontology annotation, biological process: proteolysis. Gene Ontology annotation, cellular component: vacuole. The transcript has 7 exons. The annotation marks the transcript as partial. NCBI's taxonomy places the organism in Eukaryota, Viridiplantae, Streptophyta, Magnoliopsida, Caryophyllales, Amaranthaceae. The record is from RefSeq and is a predicted model, not a curated record. Gene Ontology annotation, molecular function: serine-type carboxypeptidase activity.
UUAUUGAUUGAUUGGAUUAAAAUAGGACCAGGAUGCUCGUCAGUGGCGUAUGGUGCAUCGGAAGAGAUAGGGCCAUUUAAGAUAAAGAAGUCAGCGACAGGAUUAUACAUGAAUAAGUUCUCAUGGAAGCAGGCUGCAAAUCUCCUUUUCUUGGAAACUCCAGCAGGAGUUGGUUUCUCUUAUUCCAAUAAGUCAUCUGAUCUCUUUGAUACCGGUGAUCGUCGCACUGCAAAAGACUCCUUGGCAUUUUUGAUCCAUUGGAUGAAUCGUUUUCCACGUUACAAGCACCGAGAAUUAUACAUUGCAGGCGAGAGUUAUGCUGGACAUUAUGUCCCUCAAUUAGCGAGAGAAAUUCUAGCCCACAAUGCCAAAGCCAAGCAUCCUCUAAAUCUCAAAGGAAUUAUGGUAGGAAAUGCAGUGACAGACAACUACUAUGACAAUUUAGGAACUGUUACAUAUUGGUGGAGUCACGCCAUGAUCUCCGACAAAACCUUUCAUCAACUGAUUAACACCUGUGAUUUUCACCGGCAGAAGAACUCUGAGGAGUGUGAAACUCUGUAUUCGUAUGCCAUGGAUCAAGAAUUCGGCAAUAUCGACCAAUACAACAUAUAUGCACCACCUUGCAAUAACUCUGAUGGUGCUACUAGGGGUUCAAGUUCAACCCACAGGAACAUGAAGUUGCCUCACCUUCCUCAUCAUAUAUUCCGAAAAUUUUCUGGGUAUGAUCCAUGUACUGAAAAAUAUGCUGAGAGGUACUACAAUAGGCCAGACGUGCAGAAAGCUCUCCACGCCAAUACCACUAAGCUUUCAUAUAAGUGGACUGCAUGCAAUGAAGUUUUGAAUAGGAACUGGAACGAUACAGAGGUCUCAAUUCUUCCUGUUUAUCGCGAGCUAAUGGCAGCUCGUUUGCGAAUUUGGGUUUUCAGUGGAGAUGUGGAUUCAGUGGUGCCAGUAACAGCUACUAGGUACUCUCUUGCACAACUGAAGUUGCAAAUUAAAAUCCCAUGGUAUCCUUGGUAUGUUAAGAAACAGGUUGGAGGGUGGACAGAAGUGUACGAGGGGCUAACAUUUGCAACAGUAAGAGGUGCAGGACACGAAGUGCCGCUAUUCAAGCCAAGAGCAUCCCUUGAGCUACUCAAAGCAUUCUUGAGAGGAAAGCCUCUCGCUAAGUCAUCAUGACUUUUCAUCAUUUAUCUUAGUUUAGCAAAAACAUUGUUGUUGACUUACAUUUAAUAUUUGCCAAAAUGAGCGAUACAAUUUCGGAAUAUUAUCCUUUUUACAAAUCUAAAAGGAAAUUGUUUUUAAUAUCUUCCUCUGAAAUUGUAUGGGAAGAAUAUGUUAAUUGUUAGGAAGAUUAGAAAUUAAUGUUGGGGAGAACUGGAAAGGUCUUAAUUUCUUUUUCAAUGGAGUUCAUAUGUUCAGUUGGUUUGAGUAAGAUUGCCCGUACAAGUAACUGAGGAGUUUUAUUACAACGGUAUAUCAAAAUUGCACAAUUGAUAUAAAUGGUGGGGUUUAAUCCAUAAUCUUUUAAAAAUAGCAAAUAUUGCUACCGUAAAAAUCAAUACUGACCUGAGUCACAUUUACAUUAAAUAUAUUGUUCCUAAGGAAACUGGGCAGUUUCAGCCCUCCAUCUAAGCACGAUGAUCUCAGCCAAACGAUUGUUUUUUUUUA